Molecule: messenger RNA, 426 nt
Organism: Pseudovirgaria hyperparasitica
Lineage: Eukaryota; Fungi; Ascomycota; Dothideomycetes; Acrospermales; Acrospermaceae
Exons: 1
Coding region: 1-186 (61 amino acids)
Source: RefSeq, a predicted model, not a curated record
AUGGCGAAGAAACAAGCUCGUAAACGUACCGCGGCGCCGAAAAAACCACGUGUUGUCGACAUUUCGGCGCCUCCUAAGGCUAUACCUGCUCCUCCAUCUGUCUCCUCGUCCCCAUCCCCUCCUCCUCCUCCUCCUCCUCCUCCUCCUCCUCCUCCUCCUCCUAUGGAUCCUGUAGAUAGCGAAUAGGAUGAGGUUAUAGAGGAUGAAGAGGAGACGUACAAGAUCCACGUGUCCUAGAGAUUACGUGUUAAUAGAAAGAACGAGGCGGCAGAUGAACUUACUACUGUUCCGCGAUGUGCGUUUGAACGUGAGGUGUACGAGAGUACAAUCAACGACUUGAUUAGUACGAGACUCAGUACUAACGACUGGGCCUUUAAUACUCGCCAGGUAGUAUAUAGCCUUGGUAUAAGGAAGAAACAGCGGAGG